AUGACUGUCGACAUCCUAACCCCGACACAUCCACACACUAUUGACGGUGUGCACCUCCACGUCAAUGAUGGCCUGCUGGCGUCCAACGAGGUGGACAAGCUGCAGCCAUCCUAUCCUUCCGAGCCCAUGGAAGUCUUGAGGGAAAGAUAUAACAAGAAUGGCUACCUCCUUCUCAAAGGAUUGCUACCGCGCGAAGAUGUUUUAUCAGCACGAGCCUCCUACUUUGAUUCGCUCUCGGCGAGCGGCGUAAUCGAGCCGGGUUCCGCGGCCGUUGAUGGCAUCUUCAACUCGUCGGCAUCCGCUACCGAUUACCCCGGCAUCGGCGCGGGCAGCGUCAAGGGCAACGCUCGCCCCGGCGAGACGGACAAGUCGGAAGUCUUUGUAGACUUGGCCUUGAAAGCCCACACGGACGACUGGUAUUGCGGUUCCGAGGAUGGCAAGACGCGAGGGUUUUGCAACCAUCCCGCCCUGCGCGACUUUAUCUCCCGGUUUAGCGGUUGGGGAGACGAUACACUGGCGGUCAAGAGAACGUUGCUGCGGAAUAAUACUCCGGGGAACAAGGCCAUUGGUGUUCACUAUGAUCAGUCGUUUAUGCGAUACGGAGAGCCUACUUCGGUGACUGCUUGGGUACCCAUAGGAGAUGUAUCUCUCGACGGAGGCGGCUUGAUCUAUUUGGAUGGCGGUGAGAAACUUGGAGAGGAGAUUGAAAAUGACUUUAAUGCCAAGGCUAAGGCGGCCGGCAUGUCGGACGAGGAAAUGAGAAACGCAUUCAAUGUUAACAUGAUAAGCACUGGUUUCCUCUGCGAAGGACCGGGCGAUUUUGGGCGCAGAUAUGGCAGGAAGUGGCUUGUGACUGCCUACGAGGCGGGCGAUGUGGUGCUACAUACACCUCACAUGAUCCACGCAUCCACGAUGAACUUUGACAAGGGCAGGAAGAUCCGGUUAGGCACAGACUUGCGCUUUGUCAACUCUGCCAGACCUUGGGAUACUCGGUGGUCGAACCACUACAAGUUUGACGAUGGCGUAUGA
Pestalotiopsis fici W106-1 is the source of this 1029-nucleotide messenger RNA. RefSeq lists its product as uncharacterized. The coding region runs from base 1 to 1029 and encodes 342 amino acids. The transcript has 4 exons. The record is from RefSeq and is a predicted model, not a curated record. NCBI's taxonomy places the organism in Eukaryota, Fungi, Ascomycota, Sordariomycetes, Amphisphaeriales, Sporocadaceae.